Molecule: messenger RNA, 9053 nt
Organism: Leptinotarsa decemlineata (Colorado potato beetle)
Lineage: Eukaryota; Metazoa; Arthropoda; Insecta; Coleoptera; Chrysomelidae
Gene: Asx
Product: transcriptional regulator additional sex combs
Biological process (GO): positive regulation of transcription by RNA polymerase II; animal organ morphogenesis
Cellular component (GO): PR-DUB complex
Molecular function (GO): DNA binding; chromatin binding
Source: RefSeq, a predicted model, not a curated record
UUUUGACGUUUGCGAAAUGGGCUGACGGUAAUGUAGGGCCCAGUUUUGUUAGCAAAACAUUUCCCUGUUUAUAAAAGGCCCAGUUAUGAAAUGGCGGAUGGAUAGCAUUGUAUUGUCAAAUAAAGUUGUGAAUUAAAAUUUAUUUAAAACAACAAAUAAAUUUCGGGUCUAAUGCCUCGUUAUAUCAUGAAACGCAAUUUAUCGAUUUCAUUAACGUGUAAAAUAUUUAAUGGCAAAUUUAACAUGGGGUGAACUAUUGACUAAUUUGUUUCAAAGCUUUGUUGUGUGUAUAAAUUCUCAUCUAAAAAACUAAAAACAAAACGGGUUAAUGCUCUCGAUUUAUUUACGUAAUGGAAAUAGACGUUACUCCAGAUGGUGACUCGGAGAAAAGUGGAUGUAAUUCAAGUCAUGAAGAUGAAGUUGUUGAUAGUUCUAGUGCCAAUUCUCAAAAUGUAAGCAAUAUAAAUCUCAGUAAUAUAACUAGUAACAAGGAGCAUGACAGAGCUAGUGGCAACAAUAAGAAAAACAUCAAACAUGCACUACGACAACAAGCUAAACGUAGACGAAAAAAUACAACAAUCGCUUCUGGCAUUUCCAACUCUUUACCCCGAAUAAUUGUUAAGCCUCUACCUCCUCAAGUAGUUGAAGAACCAACUACAACCAUAGUGCCUACGAGUCGAACACCAACUAUGAGAGAAGUUCUUGCUUCUAUACCUGGAUUCAACAUGAAACCUAGAAAACGUACUAACAAAAAACUCUCAACUGCUGCACAACUAGAACAAACAAAAGAGGGUUGCAUUGAUCUGGAGACCCCAGAUUCUAUAUUGGUGAACACUAACCUACGUCAUCUUCUCAAUAAGGCUACCUUUGCAGCAUUACCUUUAUUGUACCAAAAUAAACUGGUGCAGUUGUUACCCAGUGUUGACAGGCAUAUAGCAAGUAAUUCAGCAGAUCCCAAUGCCAUAGAGAUCAACUCAGGCUUGAACAAUGAGUUUUUUGCUAGAGCGUGCUUGGAGUGGCAGGAUAGGCUUGCAGAGGGAGAGUUUACACCUGAAAAUCAACAGAAAUUGAAAUUGGAAGCAGAUAAGGAAAGGAAUAAAGUGGAUCCUUGGAAGAUAAAACAUUUUGAACCUAUUUGGGGAGAUCGUUCCCUAGUAACAGAUCCAUCUUCAUCUUCAACUGUUUUGAAUAGUUCCUUAUCCUCAAAUACUUCACGACCUCCCAUAAAAACCACGAUAAAGCUCAGACCAUCCACAACCAAUUUAACAAAACAAAGUAAGUCUUCAGCUCCCCCUCCUAUGAAACGAUUACGAACCGUAGGUGCUAUGACUCGUUCGUGUACGAGCAUGAAGGUUUCAGAGUUAGUUACUCCUGUUGAGAAUGUGAACAAUAAAAUACCGAUUCCUGACUUGUUGCCGAUCAAGCAAAUGAAACAAGUACAAAAGGAAGAAGCCCCAUUUAAGUCUGAAAGUACUAUUAUUAAUGUAGGUUUAGAAAUACCAACAGUUAGUGAUAAUAUUGUAGAACUUCAGGAAAAAUGUAUUGUUAAUAUAAGUGAUACUAUACUAGAGAAUAAUGAGGAGACAAUCAUUAUAUGUUCUUCAAAGCCUGAAAAGCGACAACGUUCACCGAGUUCUGAAUCAGAACAAAUUACAUCAAAACGUAAAACACCUAGCCCCCAAAUCCAGAACACUUUACCUGCUCCUGUACCAAUGGACAUUAGUGAGACAGAAAAGUUAUUUAUUGAAGAAAUUCAAGAGGUAGUUGGUGAGGAAGCCAGCGAUGAUGAUAAAGCAAGUGAAGUUGUAUCAGAAGCGCCAACUAUCGAAGAUGAUGCAGGAUAUGAUUAUGAAAAAGACAAGAUUUUAGAUGAGAAUAGUAGUAGUUCUAGCUGUAUUACAGCACACAACAUUGAAGAAAACUCCAGUAACGAAACUAUUGAAACUGUAGACUCCCUACAGCUUCAUGUUGAUUACAAAGAAGAUGUCAAUCAAACAGAUGAAACAUCUUCUACCACAACCACUACUGAUGUGAAAUCAGAACAAGAAGACCAAGAAGAAGAAGAAGAACAGGAAGAACCCGGGGAGCAAGAGGAAUCUAUGACAUCUACUCCAGAUAUGUUUCACAUGGCUCCCAUGGAGACCGAUCCUCUUCAAAUAACUGAAAGUGAUAAUACAGAGUCAAAUACAGAGGAAAAACACACCUAUAGCCUUGCAGUUGAAGAAAUUCAUGACCAUGAACCAGAGGUAGAGAAUGUUGUUGAAACUCAGACAGUUGAAGUCAAUGGAGACAUUGGUGAUAUACACGACAUUGUAGAACAGCCAUCUAAAGAAAUCAUUGGGGAGACUUUUCAGGUAUUACCCAAUACUUUAAUUCUGCAAGAAGAGUCCAUGGACAUGGACAAACCCUCGUGUUCUGAACCGUGCGAAGAUGGUAACUGUUUGGUAGGCUCUGCUGAAAAACUAGAAGGAAGUAUAGAAGAAUGUGAUAGGGUGAUAUCCCACUUCAGUGAAACAAGCUUUGAGAAUGAUAGAUUUCUCGAUGCCGAGAAUUAUGUUUUGGAAUCUGGGCAAAUUACGCCUUUGGAGAAAAUUGAAAAGGAUAGGUCAGAAGUUGAUAUUCAGGCUACUUUGUUUGACACUGCAGCUCCUGAAGAAUGGGGAAUGGUUGGUUCCACUACCGAAAAAUUACUUCAAGUGCCAGCGUUGCACAACCUGGAAACCAGUGUGUCUACUGUCAUCGAGAGCAGCGAGAACAAACUGGAAGAACAUGUACAGGUCAUUCCGAUGCAAGAGGAGUUGGAGGUUAAAUUAGAGCAAGGAAGAUUUCCAGUAGUGAUCAACGAUUGGCCUUAUGUUGAUAUGGAUUCUGAUAUGGUGGCGGCAGCUUUAGGAAAUACUGAUAGUGAGACGAGUAACAAGGAAUCAGAGAAACAGAGUACCAGUUACCCGGAAUACACGAGUAACCAGGUAAAACUAGAAUUGGAGGUCACUCUGACCCCAGAAAUUGUCAGCUCAGACAGCACAAUCACCAGCACUGUAAACACUAGCAGCAGUGGUUCAAACACUUCAUUAGUCACACCCUCUGUGAGCAAACCCAUCACUACAGUGAUACCUCCUACCACAAUCGUUUGUCUCCCUUCUUCUGCCACGACAGCAACCAUGAUGAAUUCUGUGGUGAACGAUGCAACCCAGUGUGCUGCAUUACCAAGACCUGGUAUGGUACAAAGCUCCAGCUCCUUACCUUUGUUAUCGUUGAGUACCAGUCAGCCUAUCAGAGCUUUGUCUGCUCACAGCAAAACAAAACCAAAGACUUCUCAAGGAUCAUCAGGAGGGAAUCGCAACAGAGGCAGUAAUAAGCCUCCUCCUGGUGCAGUGAAUCUCGAAAGGAGCUACCAGAUAUGUCAGGCUGUAAUUCAAAACAGUCCGAACAGGGACCAGCUGAGAUGUCAGCUAAAGCCGCCUCCAAGCUUGUUGGCUUCUGUUCAGGUUAACAACGGCAAAAAGACGGAGAGCAAUAGGCAAACCCAGUACAGUUCGGUGACAUCGUCCAGAGGUUCUAACAAACCGUUCACACCGCCUCUGCCAGCACCUGGGGGCUAUCAGAUGGUGCAGGGGGGCAAUGGAAUUAAAGGAAUUUCACAGAAGAACAGAACCAUUCCUUAUUCACACCAAAGACAGCCAAGUCCACCAGUAGUUGUAAGGCAUGUCUUUACUUCUGGGCAGGGCAUUCCAGUAACAAUGGCCGUUCUGCCACAAGCUCCGGCACUAAGUCCAGAGGUGGUAGAUGGCCAAAAUCAAGUAGGCACUGUGGGUCAAUACAUCCUGGUCCAAAGGGCGGGCAUUAAUGACCACCACAGUACUCCUCGUUCGUCCAGCGCACCCCCCUCUCAACAACAAAUGAGCAACGCCAUAAAUACUGGAAGCGGCAGCGUUCCCCAGAUAGUUUCAGUAGGCGCCAGAGGCCGCCCGGCUAGCGUAGAAGUCGACCAUCCAUCGCUGCAGAAUCAGCCCUGCAACGAUUUCGUAGUUCAAUGCCCCAACCCUGGCACGCAGGCGGUCACGAGGCGGCAACGACUACCUCCGGGGGUGGUGUAUGGCGACGUGAGCGUCGACAGUCCUUUGCACAACUAUACGAUAAUAGGAGAAAAUGUGAUGGUGGAUCAUCCCGCGGCAGCCAUGCAGAGUCAGAUGAUGCUGCAGAAGACCAGCAAGGCUGGCGACUCGUGCGCUUGCAGCUUGAAAGCUAUGGUGGUAUGCAAGAAAUGUGGAGCUUUCUGCCACGACGAUUGCAUAGGACCUAAUAAAUUGUGUCGUACUUGCUUUAUUCGGUAGGCUAUUUGUAAGUUGUUUUCUGGUUUUGCUUGCUGGUAGGCAAUGAUUUUGGCCGUUAUGGGGUGGGAAGGUUUGAUCUUAGAAAAAUAGUCUGUAGGGCAAAGAUUUCGAUUGUGGAUUUUGAAAAUUGUGAGCAACGGUUGCUUUUGAAAGUUUUUUAUUUAUAAGAAUUUAUCCUAUUCUAGCAAAAAUGGAACUGUUGAAUGUUAGUUUUUCAGACCUCCAGUGUCUAAAAAACAAGUUACUUCACGACAUAUCGUUUAUGGAUAUUGAUACUAACAAUCAAAACAUAGUGAAGUGAUUCCUUUUUUUUGACGACAGAAACAUUGCCAACAACUUCGAAAGAAACGUGAAGUUUUCAGUUGUACAAGUUGUGAAUAUUGUAAUAAUUAUUUAUCAGGUUUGUAAUGGAACCUUUACUCCGUUUUGUUUAUAAAGAAGCAUAUAAUUCCAUGCUGCAAAGCUACAAAACUAUAAUAUAAUAUUUAAUAUCCUUUAUUGCCAUAUAAAUCUACAAUGGACAGGGCAACUAUUGUUAGUAAAAUAUAAUUUGUCUUUAAGGAAUUCUUAUUCCUUCAUUUUUUCUAGGUUUUCAACCUUCUGAAGUAUUAAAAAUACAUGAAACUAGAUCAACAGAGAAUCUUUCGAAGUUUAAUGGAGGCUGAGAUGAAAAGUUUGUCCCAAAAAGGUACUGCUUAAUAUAAACCUUUGUGUCAAAUUAGUCAGUACCUUUUUUUUGAACUUUGUCUAUGAAUUAAACGAAUGUAUUGAAAAGUAAAUAUAUAUAUUUCCAACGUAGGCAUUUUCAACUAAUAAUUUUUUGUUUUGAGUCCGGAAAGGAAUUAUUUUCCUAAAUGUUAGCAAUUUGAAGAAAGCCAAAUAUAAAAAAAAAUUACCCGUUUCUUUUAUUAAUUAAACCGUUUAUAUUAUGCAGUAGCUUUUUGGGAUUAUCUUUUCCGUUUGCUCUUUAUUAUCUAGAUUUUAGAUUCAUUUAUUUUUUAGAUUGGGGAAGGUUUAAAACCUGAAAAGCAUCAAAGAACAUAAUUUGCCUCUUGAUAAUUUAGUCAUGUACAUUCAAUAAGUUCAGAAAAAGGUUUUAUUUUGAAUAGAAUAUUACAUAGUUAUGAUAAUCUGUUGGAAAACUCUUCUAGAUAUGAUGCAAUUUUUUUUCAAAAAAUCUCACUUCAACUCUUUCUUCUUCGCUUUCUCAAAUUUGAUUAUUUUCAUUACGCAUUCAAUAUUUAUUCAUUAUAACUGUAGAGGAAAAGGUGAAUUUCAAAAUUCAUUCAUAUAUUUCAAUUUUUUCAGAAAAGUGUAUGAGUCAUGUUUGAUAGUGAACAGUAAAAUUUUUUAUUGAUAUGCUCAUGACAUACAUAUAAUCUUAUUCUGGAGUAAUUUUCGAAAGGGAGUCUUGGGUUUGAAUUGUUGACAUGUCGUUUACUUGAAAACAUCUGAUAGUUAUUCAGGGUAGGUCAUUAUAAAUAUGUACAAUAACGAUUAUAAAAAUGCAUUCAUGAUAUUUCUCAAAUUAGUAAAUUCGAAGUGAACAAUGAGUGGUUAAAUAUUGAAGUCAUUGCUCUUGUUGUAACGAUUCAACAAUUCCAUUAUAUUAAAGAAUUUAAAGAAUGAUGGAAAGAAAUACUUAGAAUAUUUAUUUUUUAUUAAAACAAUACUGCUCGUAUUGACAAAUAGUCGUAGAAGUUACUGCUUAAAAAUCACUCAAAUUAGUAACAUUGACUCUCCUACAAAAAAAUGUCUUUGAAAAAAUACGAAUCCAUUGAAAUAAUACCUCAGUGAGGAUGACUUCAGAUGUUUUCAUUGCAAAACUUGUUUUAUUAUUUCGACUUACCUUGCUUGUAUAUACAUUUUGGUGUUUUAUAAAAAGAAAAUGAGAACAGUCCCAUUUCUAUACUUUAUAUAUGUUUUAUUUAUUCGAAAAAGUUCCCAUCACUGUCAUAAUCAUUGGUGUAAAAAUAUGUAAAUAUUAGUUUUAAUGGAAGUGAGGGCCUACCAGCAAAUAAAACUAUUACUCGUACUAUGGUAUUUGAAGAUGCAACUUGGUUGAUCGUGAUUUUGAAUAGUUUAAUAAAAUGUCUGAUGUGGAUCGAAAAUGACAAAUCCUAAUCUGAUGAAUUUCGACCAAAUCUCAGUGCCGUCAGUCUUUCAGUCUAGUUUAUACUUUGUAAUUUUGAAAUGUUUUCAACAUUUCACUACUUGUACGUUUUGAAAUAGAGCAUUAGCAGAACUGAAUAUUGAAAAUGAGUUUCAUAAAGGUUUUGUUUCUCUAUUGCUCCGAAGAAAUUGUGAGUCGGUUUGUUUGUCGUUUAGUUUGCCAUUUUCGACCCAUUUCAGACGAUGUAAGCUUUUUAAAAAAAUUACGUCAAAAUACUCGUUUAAUACAGGUUUUAUUUUUUUAUUUAUUCACGAUAUUUCGCGACAUAUCACUAGCAUUAUUCUUUUCACUUGUUUCACAACCUAUUUAUUUCUCAUCUGCUAGAAGUCUUCCAAGCAUUUUAUAUUAGAUGAAAAUUGGAUCUGCUUGAAAUUAUAAUUUCGUUUCGAUACUUUUUCACAAAUGUACUACCUCAGGUAAUUGUCGUAUACUUUUUCAUUUUUGCUAAAAGAUUUUACAGUUUUUCUAGUGUGCAAUAACGAGAUUUUUUCUAUCUAAGAUUACACAGCAGAUUUUAUACUGUUGAACUUUAUGUGAGGUCUGAGAUGACAAAUUUGGACGUUUCUAUGCCUCUACUGUUACUUGUGUUUGUACAUUCCCGUUUGAAAAAAUUAUUUGAAUAUUUCUAUCUGAUGUCUGGUUGCAUGAUUUUAUGAAUAAAAAAUAGUUGGGAUAGUAAAGAAACCUCUAAGUUGGGAAGUGUAUACAAUAAAUGGGCCAAUCACAAGUUUCGACUCUGCCAUUUUCUCAGAAUAUUUUUGAAAUAUUUAAAUAAAUUGAAGUAUACUAUUUGUUGCAACUUCUGAGUGGUGAAUUUGUGGGCAACGAAGUGACUUGUAGCAUUUUUCUGAACGGGGUAUAAUGGCCCCUGUGUUAUAUUUUUGAAGUACAAUUUUGUAGCAUUCUAUCGUUGGAAAAUUAUUGGAUAAAAUUCUUCAAACAAUCCAUUUAUUUUAUUCUCAAUGUGCUUAUGAAGUUAUACAUUUUACUAAUCAAAACGUGUCACACAGGAAGUUGAGAAUGCUUUAGCAUUCUCAACUUUCUGAAUUCACUCAGUCAACAAUUUGCUUUUCAGUGGCUUUGAAAGAGCCUUAUAUCAUUUCAUGUAAUGUACCUCAUGUUCACGGUAUUUUAAAGACACAGAGCUUGAAAACUGGGGUACGACUACAAUAAAAGGAAAAUUCACUUCAGUUGCCUCCCACUUUCAGCUUUGGUAGGUUUUCCAUAAUGAGUAAAUUUCAACAUGCAUAUAUUUAUCAAAUAUAUAUUCUUAAAAUAAUCAGGAGAAAAUAAACUUGGGCGGUAGUAAAUAUUUUUAAACGCUUGAUGGAAAAGUCAGUUGCUAGCAAAAUAUAGUAUACUUCAACCCACGACAUUUCUAUAUUUUCAAGUAUUUAAAACACAGCAUUUAAAUAUUUUCUAACAGGUAUCAGUUUUUUUUUGGGAUUCAAUUUCAAUUGGUUGGUUAAUGGGGGAUGGUUAUUUUUCAAUUUCUUUCAUCAGUUUGCUGUAAAUCAGUUCGAACUCGCCCCUAUGACUUUAACAUCUCUUCUGGUAUCAAUUAAGAAAAUUGGUGGUUCACACGGUGUUACAAACUGUAUUGAUCAAACCAAAAAUAUUUUUUGUAGCAUUUCCAGUUUUACGAAAAAUUAUGCCAACUUAGGUACCCAGUAUACUCUUUUUUAUAUUCAGUACUUCAUUUUACAUCAAAACAUCCCAUUAUGGUAGGAAAUUACUGUGAAGGCUUCAAUCACUGAAAAAUGUUUGAAUUGCCCCCUGAACUAUGUGGAAGUCAAAUCAGUUCUUCAUGUGAUCCCAUUUGAACUACCAAAUUUCCACUUUGAUACCGCGAAAAACAGUAGAGUUAUAGGGGCAAGCCUGAAUUGGUUUACAUAAACCUCAUGGAUAUCGAAAUUAAAAAAAAUACUUGGAAGGAAAGUAUUGCUUACCCAGUAAGUUGCAAACUUCCUGUUAAUCAGUAUGAAAACUGGUUAAAGAAAGUUCAAGUAGAAUCAAAUAUCUAAUGUAGAAAAUGCAUUAAAUGUGUAUGACGAACCAUUUUUUCUGUUCAACAUUCCUUCCAAAAAUCUCAUUUACUGAUUUUAUUUUUGUAAUGAUCUAAAUCCUAUAUCAUGACACAUAUUUUGAUGAACUUGUAACACGAGAGGUAGUAGAAUUGACGUUGUUUCCAAGACAUUCUCAUCCAAUUUGAUUUAUCCCUGAGUCAAACUUAUGCUUGUGAGCUUUUCUAGAAUAUAUUUCUAGAAUUUAGAAUAAGGAUGUGUAUAAUUAUUUUUCAUAUAAAUCUCAUGUAGAGUUAAGGUCUUUUGUGUACAGUUUUUUUUACUAUUUAGAUUUAUUAUUUAAGUUCAACUACUAGUUUUGUGUACAUACAUAGUAUCUUUCAUGCAAUGAUUUAAAAUAGACAGUACUUGUUGAAGAAGUGUGUGUGUUUCAUUCACUGGUCUUGUGGUUUUGUUUGUAACCUUCAAAAGUUUUUCCAACUUCAAUGUUUUCUGAUGCAGAAUAAAUAGGAUGAAACUCGA